AUGGACGACCAAGCCCGGAUCAUGCAGUCUAUCGGCGGCGUGGGUCUGGCCGGCCACUCGUCUGGACGAGGCGCAAGCAAAAAACAGGAAACAUGGACUGAACUGUCACAGAAUGAAACCAGCACUCUUCAGCGUUUCUGUGUGAAAUCAAAGGAAAAGACAGGUCUCAGCAUCCGUGGUGCCCAGGAAGAGGACCCCCCAGACCCCCAGCUCAUGCGUUUAGACAAUAUGCUGCUGGCAGAGGGCGUGGCGGGACCAGAGAAAGGUGGCGGAUCAGCUGCUGCUGCUGCUGCAGCCGCAGCCUCAGGCGGGGCAGCUGACAAUUCCAUCGAACAUUCCGACUACAGAGCCAAACUCACCCAGAUCAGACAGAUCUACCACACAGAGCUGGAAAAAUAUGAGCAGGCGUGUAACGAAUUCACUACCCAUGUGAUGAACCUGCUCAGGGAACAAUCUCGCACACGGCCCAUCUCUCCGAAAGAGAUUGAGCGCAUGGUGGGAAUCAUCCACCGUAAGUUCAGCUCCAUCCAGAUGCAACUGAAACAGAGCACCUGUGAGGCUGUCAUGAUCCUACGCUCCAGAUUUCUUGAUGCCAGGCGGAAAAGGAGAAACUUCAGCAAGCAGGCGACGGAAAUUUUGAACGAAUAUUUCUACUCGCACCUCAGUAACCCCUACCCAAGCGAGGAGGCUAAAGAAGAACUGGCCAAGAAGUGCAGCAUCACAGUUUCCCAGGGGGUGGGAAGCACCAUCACAGUAUCACAGGUAUCCAACUGGUUCGGCAACAAAAGGAUCCGGUACAAGAAAAAUAUCGGCAAGUUUCAAGAAGAGGCCAACCUGUACGCCGCUAAGACUGCUGUAAAUGCGGCGCACGCUGCAGCCGCUGCAGUGCAGAACAGCCAGGCCAACUCUCCUACCACGCCGAACUCCGGAUUCCAGAUGAAAGAUGAAGAGUUUCAGCUGGAUUCUGCAGAGAGCAAAAACACUCUUUUAACCAACAUGUUUACUGGUUCUUCAGGUUCUUUUAACCUCCCAAACUCUGGGGACAUGUUCUUGAGCAUGCAGAGUCUGAAUGGGGAUUCUUACCAAGGGGCACAAGUCGGAGCCAAUGUACAGUCACAGGUGGAUACCCUGCGCCAUGUUAUCAGUCAGACGGCAGGAUACAAUGAUGCUCUUGGGGGAAACACCAUGUAUAGUCCACACGGUAUAAAUGUGAAUGGGGGAUGGCAAGAUGCAACAACUCCAUCUUCUGUAAUAUCUCCGACAGAAGGACCUGGAAGCGUGCACUCCGAUACCUCGAAUUGAUUUGCUAUUAAUGCAUCUUAGCCUCAAGCUGGACAUGGACUCUUAACCGGCUGACCAACUGCAGAGGAAAUACGUUUUUUUUUCUCUGUACCUUAAAGUUUCCAAAAACACACCAUGUGAAUGCCAUUCUCCGCUUUAAACACCAAGUAUUUCUUGAUUAUUCGGUGUCUUCAUGAAUCUCAACAACUGUAAUUAGCAUAAUUUUUUUGUCGUAGGGGUAAGCACGCACACAAACAAGGCGCAGAACGGAAUCAUUUCAAAACACAGGUAGUUUCCCUCUGAACUUAAAACACGAGCUGACACCAUUAUGUUGCAUUCGUAACGAUUUAAUGACUAAUUUCCAUUUUGAUAAUUGGAUUGUCUUUCCGUUCCUACAGUGCAUAGAUUAAAACAGCUGUUUCUUUGACUGUAAUGUGCUCGCAAUCUUGUCCAGCAACUCAACAAUGCUCCAGUUGACAGCUCAGUGGCAGCUUUGUAGUUACUUUCAAGAUUUAUUUUGCCUUACAGCCGUAUACAUUAGUACAAGGAAAUGACUAUUCAAACUCUGGAGCAGAAGGAAGUGUAAUUGAUUGCUUGACUGCAACAUGACACCACUCCAUAUUUUAUAAUUUGAUGUUUAGUAUGUACAUAUGUAAACAUUUUUUUUGUACUGCUUAUGGAAUCCAACUCCCCUACAGUACAUCAUUUCCCCAUCGCACACAAGAGCAAUCGCCCCCCUAUUACACAUGAAAAGUUGUACAUAAUAAAACAUAAGAGUAAUUAUACAUCCCACUAAUCAAUACACAGCUUUAUUACCUCAUUUAAAUUCAUAAAACGUAUAAUUUUCAACAUUUCCGUAGCUUAGAGUACUCACUUACUACCUCUAAACAAUAUCACCACCAUAAGUUUUUUUUACCUUAUUUAAUGUUUUAUGUAGCUAAUUUGAUUACAUCUUGUAACACUGUAAACUCUUCAUUCUCUAUGUAAUCUAAUGUAUAUUUUAAUCUUUUAAUAAAAUGCGGUUGCUGAAUUGCAACUUAAAAUGAAAAAAAAAAACAAUGAAAAUGUUAACAAUAUUAAUUGUGUGAAAACUGGUGGGGUACGAUGGUUAAAAAAAGGAGGCUGAUGAUAAUGAUGAUGAUAGUGAUGAUGAUGGUGAUGAUGAACAUUGUUGAUAAAUUAACGCCAAACAGUGAAACUGUUGUAAAUACUCAAAAGAAAAAGGAAAAAAAAAAAAAAAAUUUUGAAUGUUGCUCAUCUUGUUACUAAAUCAUGCAAAAAAAAAAAAAAAUCACUAUAAAACUAACGCAUAGAAGUUUCAGUAUUCAGAACUGUAAAUCUCCAGCUCUGUUCAACAGGGUUCCAAACUUCUUUUCUCUUUUUUCUAUUGUAUGUGAUUCUGAAACUGAAAGUCAUGACAAAUGAUUUGUGGCAGUGAUUCUAAUGUAUUAAAGUUGUUUAGUGUUUCUUUCUAACCAGACGACACCCUGGACUGAGAAGUCUUCCUUGUGGUAGUUGUGUAAUUUCAAACAUGAAUAAACCUUUUGCUUUCAUGA
Molecule: messenger RNA, 2837 nt
Organism: Thalassophryne amazonica
Lineage: Eukaryota; Metazoa; Chordata; Actinopteri; Batrachoidiformes; Batrachoididae
Gene: pbx3b
Product: pre-B-cell leukemia homeobox 3b
Exons: 12
Coding region: 1-1302 (433 amino acids)
Biological process (GO): neuron development; regulation of transcription by RNA polymerase II; eye development
Cellular component (GO): nucleus
Molecular function (GO): RNA polymerase II cis-regulatory region sequence-specific DNA binding; DNA-binding transcription factor activity, RNA polymerase II-specific
Source: RefSeq, a predicted model, not a curated record